GCGCAGGUGACGUUUUCUAACCCGGAAGUAGAGAUCAGUGAAUGAGGUAAACGCUUUCAGAUAUUAUACAGCAAAGCUACUCUGCAAUGAUGUCACUCCGAGCAUGUGGCUUUAUAAUAUUCCGCCGCCUGGCACAUCCUCCUUCCCCAAACAACAUCGAGUACCUUCUCCUGCAAACCUCAUAUGGAGAACACCACUGGACUCCACCCAAAGGUCAUGUUGAUCCUGGAGAGGACGACCUGACCACCGCGUGGAGAGAGACGCAGGAGGAGGCAGGUUUGGGUGAAGAGCAUCUGCGUGUGGUUGAUGGCUUUCUGCAGACAUUGCAUUAUCAAGUGCGGGGUAAGGAAAAGGAGGUCCUUUAUUGGCUGGCUGAGCUUCGUGACCCUGGGAUAAAGGUCAAACUGUCGGACGAGCACCAGGAUUACCGCUGGGCCAAGUUGGACGAGGCGUGCAGGCUUGCGAAGUACACAGAUCUACAAGACACUCUUAAAAACGUGCAGCACUUCUUGGAGAAAGAAAAGAAACAGUGACUGCUGACUCCACAUUGUUGCACUGAUGAGUUCAGCGUUCUCAGAAACUGUGUAUGUCCAAUAAUAAGUGUCCAAGUCAAGUCUGUUUUUAAUAUGCCCUGACAAUUAUGCACUCAAGUUGUGAAUAAUUUGUACUAUAGCCUUGAGGAAUAUUUAACGCCUUAAUAAUGUUAUGUAGUUUUACUUAAAGUCCAAAUACUAUAGGAAUCAAAUAAAAGUAAUUAAGUUGA
Molecule: messenger RNA, 763 nt
Organism: Neoarius graeffei (lesser salmon catfish)
Lineage: Eukaryota; Metazoa; Chordata; Actinopteri; Siluriformes; Ariidae
Gene: nudt2
Product: nudix (nucleoside diphosphate linked moiety X)-type motif 2
Exons: 3
Coding region: 87-533 (148 amino acids)
Biological process (GO): AMP biosynthetic process; ATP biosynthetic process
Molecular function (GO): bis(5'-nucleosyl)-tetraphosphatase (asymmetrical) activity
Source: RefSeq, a predicted model, not a curated record